Manacus vitellinus (golden-collared manakin) is the source of this 2215-nucleotide messenger RNA. RefSeq names its product MLLT3 super elongation complex subunit (gene MLLT3). The transcript has 11 exons. Gene Ontology annotation, biological process: regulation of DNA-templated transcription. Bases 622 to 1935 code for a protein of 437 amino acids. Lineage: Eukaryota; Metazoa; Chordata; Aves; Passeriformes; Pipridae. The record is from RefSeq and is a predicted model, not a curated record. Gene Ontology annotation, cellular component: super elongation complex.
ACAAAGUUGAAGAAUCAGGAUAUGCUGGUUUCAUUUUACCAAUUGAGGUUUACUUCAAAAACAAGACUUUUGCGUGCCUUUGCUGACUGUGGAGACCUGCAAGUCUCAGGAGUUCUCCAGCAGGAGUUCUGGCUUAGACUGAGAUCAAGAGGGCAACUCACCUCACCCUCAAGCAGCAUGUGGAAUUAGAAAGUUUGCAAACAUCCCUCACCCCUAUUUUGGUGUCAUGGAAUACGACAAGCAGCAGUUGGACUGUGAGUCAGCUAGCUCUUCACACAGCUGCAGCAGCAUGCCCUUCCCUGGGGUGGGUGAAUGCAAAGGAAGAGUGGCACAAAAAUUGAGCUGGCAAAUUACCCCUUUCUUCUGGCUCAGCUAUUCUUCCUCCCUUAAGCCACUUCACAUGUAUUCCAGUACAGAAAAAGAGGAGAUAGACAGAAGGAGGAAGAGGAGACACACCAUCAUCAUUUUUUCAAGGAAGAACCUAAGAAAGUUCGAUUUGACUAUGACUUAUUCCUGCACCUUGAAGGCCACCCACCUGUAAAUCACCUCCGCUGUGAAAAGCUCACAUUCAACAACCCGACAGAAGAAUUCAGAAGAAAGCUGCUAAAGGCAGGAGGGAUCAUGGUAAUGUCAGAUGGAACAUCAUUCUCUUCAGGACAGAGCCUUCAUCUCCCCAGCCUUCCUAGUAACUCCCUGUCUUUUUCUGAAGCGAAGAAGAAGUCAUCUCAUGGGCCAAAGGACCCAACUAGGAUUCUAAACACAAAUAGCAGCAGCAGCAGUAGUAACAGUUUUUCAAAGACCCACAAGUUAACAAAGGAGCACAAAGAAAAAUCUUCUAAAGACUCAAAAGAACAUAAAAGUGCCUUCAAAGAACCUUCCAGGGAACAUAACAAAUCUUCCAAAGAAUCCUCUAAGAAACCCAAAGAAAACAAACCACUAAAAGAUGAAAAAAUGGUUCCUAAGAUGGCCUUCAAGGAACCCAAACCCAUGUCCAAGGAGCCAAAAUCUGAAAACACCCCAAUCCUUGCCAUAACUUGUGGGCAGCAGCAAGAAAAGAAGACUCUUACAAAAAAGCCCUCUGUGCUGGACUCUGAUGAACCUUCUGCAAAAAAAAGAAAAAAAAACAGCUCGGAUUCGUUAUUUAAAAGUUUUUCUAGCGCCCCACCACUGAUUCUUACUUGUUCAGCUGACAAAAAACAGGCAAAGGAUAAAUCUCAACUCAAAGUGGGGAGAGUCAAAGUUGAAAAUGAUGCACUGGAAGGGAAGACGCCUACUCUGCCGCCUUUUGAUGAUAUUGUAGAUCCCAGUGAUUCUGAUGUGGAGGAAAACACGUCCUCCAAAUCUGAAUCUGAACAGCCGAGUCCUACCAGUUCCAGCUCCAGUUCCAGUUCCAGUUUUACACCAUCUCAAAACAGCAGACAACAAGGUCUGUUGAGGUCUAUAAUGAAAGAUCUGCAUUCAGAUGAUAAUGAAGAUGAAUCAGAUGAAGCAGAUGAGAAGGACAAUGAUUCUGAGUUGGAACAACCUGUAAAUACACAAGGAGGAAGCAAGAGUCGCAGGGUUAGUCUGAGUGAUGGCAGUGACAGUGAUAGCAGUUCAGCUUCCUCACCGCUACGUCAUGAACCAGCACCACCUUUACUGAAAACCAACAACAGCCAGAUUUUAGAAGUGAAAAGUCCAAUAAAGCAAAACAAACCUGACAAACAAAUAAAGAAUGGGGAUUGUGAUAAGGCAUAUCUCGAUGAACUGGUAGAGCUCCACAGAAGAUUAAUGACAUUGAGAGAGAGACAUGUACUGCAGCAGAUAGUAAAUCUUAUUGAAGAAACUGGACAUUUUCACAUCACAAAUACAACCUUUGACUUUGAUCUUUGUUCACUGGACAAAACCACAGUCCGUAAACUACAGAGUUACCUGGAAAUGUCUGGAACCUCCUGAGGAUUCAGCAUCUGGCUGCAUCAAAUACUGCUCUUUAAAUGACAUAUGUAGAAUGAUGCAACCAAAACAGAGGGGAAAAAAAACUAGGCAAUCCUCUGCAGCUUUUAUUUUUCCUUAAAGACAGUCAUCAUCUCUUGAUAAGGGAGAGGAAAAGUGACCAGACUUAGAGGACCACUCUUUCUCAAGAAGAAAAUGCUCUGGAAGAGUUUACCUGGAUAGCCUUGAAAAACAAACACAGAAAAACAAACAAAAAUACUUGUUCUUAAUGAAUGUGUAUGAU